GCGUUGUACGGUCAUAUGACUCUGUCAGGUGGGUGAUCAUAGUCGAACAGGAAGUUAUUAGUAUCUCUUCAUCGACAAGUCGUACCUCGGAAACCGGGCAGAGUCAAAACAAUUGAGACAUGGGGUGGAGCGAAUCUUUACUUGUGGUAGUUUCUGGACUCUUUUCACUGUGUUACCACGUAAAGGGUGAUAGUUUAUGUAUCAGCAACACCUAUCCGUAUUCAAGCACGUGGUGUUAUGGAGACGAUGCCUACUGCUGUUACGAUGGCUCCGAUACCUGCUGUUACCAUACCUUUGUCUACCAGUACUGGUGGUUCUGGUCCAUAUGGGUCAUCAUCUUCUUUUCUAUCGUAAGCUGCGUCAUAUGUCUCCGACGCCGACGGGCUCGUCAAAACUACAUACGAUUUGGACAGCCGCAGUACGGAAGUGCGACGGUUGUAGCAACAACAACAACAACAUCAAAUGCUCCAGUGGCCUAUCCGCAAGGAUAUCCCGCACAGCAGGGCUACCCACAGCAGGGCUACCCACAGUCCGCCCAACAAGGCUAUCAACAACCUGCCGCCGCGGGAUACCCAACAGCUCCACCGACGUACUCUGAUGUAGCUCCCCCAGGUUACACACCUCAAGAGAAAUCCGCCCCGCCACAAUACCAACAAUAGAUGGCACCGCCUAUGUAGCUAAUGGACGUACACACAAACAUCCCAUGGAUAGUGUACAGCAGUCAAGCUUCAAUAUUUACUCUGUCUAUUUCUACAUCAGAGAAUGGAUAAUUUGAGGUUCGUGUUGUAAAUAAUGUGUUUUGAUUAAUAUACGAUAUGUAAUAAGCAAAUAUUCUAAUUCUAAGUUAUGACCAAGAAUUUUAUUUAGAGUACACGCCAUUUUUUCUGUUAUAGCUCCAUGAAAUGUAUUCCUUAUGAUUUGAUAUACUCUUCACAGCCCCUGUGAAUGUUCACUUUUAUUGAUAAAGUCUAUUCUCAAAAAAUGUAUCACGCAGUUGAUUCAGCCAAUCAAAAGCGACGUUACAAAAGGCGAUGUCAAUUUAUCUUUAGGGAUUUGUACCAUCAAUUUUUAAGCCAAUGAAAACGCUUUUUACAAGAACGAUUAAAUUACACAUGAGUGUAUGGAGAUAUAAUUUAUAAUAGUUCUGUGUUUGUCGCAUUCGUUGUCUUGGAGUUUUUUAUAUUAAAUGUUUAAGAGUGCAAUAUCCUCUCUAUGCCACAAGAUGUGAAUGAUCAGAUUUUGUGUGUUUUUGUGUUUUUUAAAUGAUGGUGGUUCAGGCUACCAUUUCAAUAUUUUAGUUUUAAGCUGCGAUCUUUCUCUCUUGUAUAUAUGAUUUACGCCAGUUGGAAAUCAAAAAGGUUUGAGAGACAUUCCGUGUUAUAAGCUGGAAGCAUAUUGCAAAUGUAAUGAAACCUGAAGUAUUCGAACCGAUUGUUAUCAUUGAUAGUGGAAAUAUAGUUUAAUGAACAUAAUGAAAACUAAGAGGACAGAGCAAUUUAACACUAUAUACCGGUAAAUCUAUUCAUAAAGGAACAAUGAUGAACAUAUUCCAAUAUUUAAUUCGUGGAAGGCAUUUUGCAGACAUUAUUCAAUAAAUUCGACAAAGAUCUUAAUCCUUUAUAUGAUAAUAAUAUGUUCUGUAUGAUAAUAAGUCAACGAUAAUAAGUCAAUUUUCCAGUUGAGUGACAUUAUGGAAUGUAUGCUUUUGUGAUGUUUGAAAAGUUAUCUUUUAAUGUAUCAUUUUAAUCAAUGAAUUUCUUUUUUUCUUUUUUUUUUAUAAUGUAGCUAUUUCAGAUAAAUAACUACUGCUAGCUUUGUAUUUACUGAAUGAUUAUUUUCUGUAUCAAUUCAAAAUAAAUACUGAAUUAUAUCCUUGAUUUAAACUACAUUAUAUUUACCUAAACCAUUUAUGACAUUUUCUCUAAUACAGAAUCUCCAAAAAAUAUUGCGGCAUUCUUAAGGAGAAGAAAGUGUACUGCUGAUUUUUUCCUGCGAUUACACUCAUUUUCAUAUCAUAUUAUGUUGUGCUUUACUUUUCACCUGUUAAUGCUAUUGUUUAACGUCACGUGUCAUAUGAUAACACCCAUUAUACAAUACCAUAGCAUUAUGUGACAGAUAUGACACCAUGUCACUAUAACGUUGUACUGAAAUGUAGUGGAAAGUCGUGAUGGUGACGUUGAUAAGAUAACUUACGGUUCUGCUGGGCGUCGCUGAAUGAAACUUUAGGACACAUUGAAAAAAAAAACACUAUAAAAAUAAAUAAAGAGAGUGAAAUUUCUUCACGUAUAAAUUACGCUUGUCUUAAUCUUACAAAAUUGUUUAUAUUUAUACUGGGUAAGUGCUUUUUCAUUUACGUCACUGAGCUUGUACGUUACAGUCAAGUAUUCGCUGGCCUAGAAGGGAUAUUUCUAAAAGGAAACACCUAACAUCAUCACCAUAGUAUUAAGCUUGUCAAACGUUGCUAUAUUUGGCGCUUUGGUUAUUUUUAUUAUUACAGGAAUUUUUUUUAUUUGUGUCUAUUUUCUUGUGGUUAUGUUCCAAAUUGUGUGAUUUAUAUCAUAAACCUUGUUUUAUUUUUGAAAACUUGUGAAAUAAAUUCGAAAUUUUGUUAUGUAUGUUCGAUUAAUGAUAAUAAUAAAAAUAUUU
Pecten maximus is the source of this 2646-nucleotide messenger RNA. RefSeq names its product WW domain binding protein 1-like. NCBI's taxonomy places the organism in Eukaryota, Metazoa, Mollusca, Bivalvia, Pectinida, Pectinidae. The record is from RefSeq and is a predicted model, not a curated record. The transcript is spliced from 5 exons. The coding region runs from base 120 to 659 and encodes 179 amino acids.